Messenger RNA from Mucor mucedo, 1300 nucleotides. Its product is annotated as P-loop containing nucleoside triphosphate hydrolase protein. The record is from RefSeq and is a predicted model, not a curated record. Gene Ontology annotation, molecular function: GTPase activity; GTP binding. Lineage: Eukaryota; Fungi; Mucoromycota; Mucoromycetes; Mucorales; Mucoraceae. Gene Ontology annotation, cellular component: mitochondrion. The transcript has a single exon. Bases 26 to 1060 code for a protein of 344 amino acids.
UUUUUUUUUCAUUUACCUAGCAACCAUGGCAAACCGUUUUAUUCCCAGAACCUCCUUUCCUUAUGACAGAGUGAUUAACUGGUUUCCAGGACAUAUGGCCAAGGGCUUACGGUUAAUAUCGGAGCGAUUAAAUUCUGUGGAUCUCGUAGUCGAAGUUCGCGAUGCACGCAUUCCGUUAUCCUCAGUGAAUCCCAAUUUCGAAAAAGUGGUAGGUCGACGACCUCGAUUGAUUGUGUACAACAAGUACGAUUUAGCAGACCAGAGUAGCAAGAAACCGAUUACGGAAGCAUUUGCUAAACAUGCGCCUACCACGCCCGUGGUGUUCACCAGCUGUCAAACGGACGAUAAUAUCAGAGCCAUUCUGGAUCAUGCGGCGAAAUUAGCCGACCCUAUACCCACCGUGACGCUGAUGGUGGUGGGCAUGCCCAAUGUGGGUAAAUCGUCAUUAAUUAAUUCGCUUCGAAGAGUAGGUGUUGGGAAAGGAAAAGCAGCGGCUACAGGUGCCCAACCUGGUAUUACACGGACUGUGAUUGGUACAGUCAAGGUAUUGGAGGAUCCUUCUGUAUAUUUAGUAGAUACACCGGGUGUGAUGGUACCUCAUAUUGCGGAUCCUGUCAGAAGUUUGAAAGUGGCAUUAACAGGUGGUAUUCGAGAUCAUUUAUCAGACGAACAAGUGAUGGCGGAUUAUUUAUUGUAUCGUUUGAACGAGUUUCAGGACUAUGAAUAUGCAAAGUGGUUUAGAUUACCGAAUAACGAACCUACGAAUAAUGUGGAUGAAUUAUUACAUGGUGUGGCUCGUCGUAUUGGUGCUGUGGUGAAAGGUGGAGAAUUAGAUAUGAAUAUGGCCUCCAAAUUUUUCCUUAAACAUUAUAGAACGGGAAAGUUAGGUCAGCAUACGUUGGAUGAUGUAAGUCCGGAAGCUUUAGAAACUUUCUUUGAAACGCAAAAAAUGUAUACAGCAAGCAGUGCUACCAAUGCCAUGAGUCGACGUCAAGAAAAGAAGGUCGCCAAGAUUGAGCAACGGAAAACCUCGAGAAAGGUUGCUAAAGCAGAGGAAUAAUUUCAUUUUUUUGUGACUCCCAAUAAAUCAUUGUUACCCCCUCCUGUUAUCAUUUGCAGAGUCGUAAUUCUACUAUUGCUAGAAGGUAUGGAUCGAAAAAGUUUUGGGGAAAACUGGUUUGAUCGCAUAGAUUACAUCAAUUAGAGUGCAUUAGAAGAAAGGAAUUUGGGCUUUAAGCAAUACCAUGACAUCAACAUAGAACCCCAUGGAACUUUGCUUAUUUAAAACUUGUAUAUAAAG